Messenger RNA from Colius striatus (speckled mousebird), 8735 nucleotides. It is a transcript of the gene ZHX3, whose product is annotated as zinc fingers and homeoboxes 3. Gene Ontology annotation, biological process: regulation of transcription by RNA polymerase II. The record is from RefSeq and is a predicted model, not a curated record. The transcript has 5 exons. NCBI's taxonomy places the organism in Eukaryota, Metazoa, Chordata, Aves, Coliiformes, Coliidae. Gene Ontology annotation, cellular component: nucleus. Gene Ontology annotation, molecular function: DNA binding; DNA-binding transcription factor activity, RNA polymerase II-specific. Bases 485 to 3265 code for a protein of 926 amino acids.
GGGGCCUCCGCCGGACCGCGCCGAGCCGCGCCGCGCCGCGCCGUCACGGCGGCCCGGGGACCCGUCGCGGGGUCCUGGCUGCCUGCUGAACACAGACCAGGCAUUAACUCCCAGAAGAAACUGUUGAGAGUCUGUGGAAAUCUGCAGACAAGAAGCAGAAGAUGGGAGCGGAUCUCUCUCCCCCACACCACUGUCCUGCUCAGCCCUCUCAGCUUGUCACUGAAUCCUGGUGCAGCUGAAGCGACUACAGGCACUUUAAAGAUGCGCUCGAGCACAGAGGAGGAACUGGAGAAGGACAGGCCAAGGUCGUGGUCCCUCACACAGGUUCAGUGGCAAAUAUGAACAUUUGUGAACAUUUGACAACAACUCCUUGGCACAUGAUGAAUUUUCUGGAAUCUAAAGCACAGAACGCUUGCAAUAGCACUUUCUAAGUUCAACUUUAAUUUAAAUGAAAGAAAAAUAACCAUCUGCAUCAACUGUAGUGAUGGCUAGCAAAAGAAAAUCCACAACUCCCUGCAUGAUACCAGUAAAAACACUGGUACUUCAGGAGACUGAACUGGAUGCUGCAGAAAAUGAUCGUGUAGGAAUGCAACAAGAUGCUCCUGCGGAAGGGCCAGCAACUGGUGAUGCUGGAGCCAGCAGUGGGAAUAACGGAGCUUUGUCUAACGGGCACCGUGGCAUUGCUGACAGUGACACUUAUAUCUGCAAGUCUUGUGACUUUGGGUCUCAAGACAUACAUCAGUUCUUUGGGCACUUGGACUCUGAGCACUUAGACUUUAGCAAAGAUCCUGUGUUUGCUUGUGUUGUGUGCAACUUUCUGGCAAACAGCCACGAAGGGCUCUCGCACCACAAUGCGGAGUCACACGCAGGUGAAAGCAGCUUCAUCUGGAGGGUGGUUAAGCAGGACAGUCGUACAACUGUGGAGCAAAGUGUCUGCGAGGCCAACAGCAGUCACGACCUUCCAGGAGAGGUCCCGGAAGAAGGAGUGGAUGGCCAGUCUGAAAUUAUCAUUACCAAAACCCCUAUCAUGAAGAUAAUGAAAGGUAAACCCGAGGCCAAAAAAAUCCACACGCUGAAGGAGAAUGUGUCGAGUCAAUUGGGCAGUGAGUCAGAGGUGAAAGACGGAGAGCAUUCAUUCCCAAACGGGUCUGUGCCUGUGAGCCAGCCCACUGCAAGUUCAACAAAAUCAUCUCAUGUAGUGAACGGCUCCAUCAUUGGAAACGUGCCUGUUCUGCAGGCGGGUGUUGCACAACUGGUGUCACUGCAGCAGCAGCCCCCGUUGCAUCAACAGCUACCUACAUCCAAGUCACUUCCCAAGGUGAUGAUUCCCCUGAGCAGCAUUCCAACGUACAACGCCGCCAUGGAUUCCAACAGCUUCCUGAAAAACUCUUUCCACAAGUUCCCCUACCCCACCAAAGCCGAGCUCUGCUACUUGACUGUGGUGACCAAGUACCCAGAAGAGCAGCUGAAGAUCUGGUUCACUGCCCAGAGGCUGAAGCAGGGCAUCAGCUGGUCACCAGAGGAGAUUGAAGAUGCCAGGAAGAAGAUGUUCAACACCGUUAUUCAGUCCGUGCCACAACCCACGAUCACUGUGUUGAACACGCCGCUGGUUGCGAACCCCGGGAGCGUCCCCCACCUGAUCCAAGCGACUCUACCAGGGCACGUGGUGGGACAGCCGGAGGGGACGGGGGGACUGCUGGUCACCCAGCCCAUCAUGGCAAAUGGCUUGAAAGGCACCAGCUCCUCCUUCACCUUGGCAGUGACGUCUGUCCCCAAGCCACAGGCAGCGGCGCAGCACGGCACGGUGAGCUCCUGCAACGCGGCGGGUGUGAAGGUAGUCAGCAGCGGCCAGUCGCUGCUCACUGCCUGCCCGGCCAUCUCCUCACAGACCUUUCUAGAUCCCAACGUGUACAAAAACAAGAAGUCCCACGAGCAGCUCUCAGCAUUGAAAGGCAGCUUCUGCAGAAACCAGUUCCCUGGCCAGGCAGAAGUCGAGCGGCUGACGAAAAUCACGGGACUUUCCACCAAGGAGAUUCGGAAAUGGUUCAGUGAUAGGAGGUACCACUACAGGAACGUGAGAGGCGGCCGGGCUGUCUUCCCUGGAGACAGUGCUCUCGAUUCUCUGCCCGAAAUAACCUUUGACAUCUCACCCAGAGGAGCUGAGCUGAGCCCUGCGGCAGCGGCAGCCACGCCGGCCCCUCACCACCCGCCGCGGCGACAGUCGUGGCACCAGGCGCCUGACUUCACACCGACCAAGUACAAAGAGCGGGCGCCCGAGCAGCUGAAGGCCCUGGAGAGCAGUUUUGCUCAAAAUCCCCUUCCUGCGGAGGAGGAGGUGAACCGCCUGAGGGGAGAAACGAAGAUGACAAGGAGGGAGAUUGAUAGUUGGUUCUCGGAGAGGAGGAAGAAGAAGGUGGCGGAGGAGAAUAAGAAAGUGGAGGAGGCUGCUCGGCAGGAGGAGGAGGAGACAGAAAAUGGUGGUGGGGAAGGGGAGGACUCCUCAGAUGAGCUGAGGGCUGCGGGCGAAAACGGCUCGAUCGAUGCCUCUGGCAACAACCCAAACUCCAUGGAGAGGAAAGUCAGUCCCAUCAAAAUCAACCUGAAGAACCUGCGAGUGACCGAGUCCAACGGCAAAAACGAGUUACCGGGGACCGGCGCAAACGAGAAAGGGGACGGCAGCUCCAGCCGGCCGCCCACCCCCCCAAAAACCAAACUCAACUUUAAAAAGACAGCCCAGCAGCGGCACCUGCUGAAGCAAAUGUUCGUGCAGACCCAGCGGCCCACGAACCAGGAGUACGACGCCAUCGUUUCCCAGACGGGUCUGCCGCGGGCCGAAGUCAUUCGCUGGUUCGGGGACAGCCGGUACGGCUACAAGAACGGGCAGCUGAAGUGGUAUGAGAACUACAGGCGGGGGGUGUUCCCCCCGGGGCUGCUGGAGCUCAGCCCCGCCGGCCGGGAGCUGCUGGACGACUACUACGAGAAGCACAAGGGGCUGCGGGAGGAGGACGUGGCCGGCCUCUGCGAGCGCGCCCACCUCAGCGCCCAGCAGCUCAAGGUGUGGUUUGCAGUGAAGGCCGAGGAGGAGAGCAAAGGUGCCGGCCCCGAGGAGGCGGGCGAGGCGCCGGGAAGCCGGAAAGGGCCGUGCGAGGCUGUCUCAGAGGUGUCGGAGAGCAGCGAGUCGUGGGAGCCGGGUGGCCAGGAAGGCAGCGCCGGGACCCCCGACGCCCCCGGCCCGCCGCCCGCCACGCGGCUUGAAACAGACUGAGUUCACACCUCAGCCCCGGAGGAUCCACUCUUACCCUCGAGAAGAAAGUUUUUUGGUCUUUAAGAAAACCCACGGGCCGGCCUGAUCCGAACCUCGGGAGGCAGGACGUGGCGGUAAAGCACUGCCAUGAGCGAGACCUUUGAGCUCAGCACCCGAGAGGGGGUGUGUGCAGACACUGGGUGCCGGGCUCUGCACGGCCGUGGCACGGCUGAGGGCUGGCGGAGGCGGCGGCUCCGCUCGCACCCAGGACGUGGGGUGCUCUCGUUUGCUUUCCAGCGGACAGACGUUCAGAGUUCAUAUUCAUAUACCGAUGCCUACAGCUGCCUAUACAAGCAUAACAAAUCUCAGACGUUGUGUAAACAAGGUCAUUGCUUAGAUAUGGACAUGGCACAGUACUUUAUUUUCUGGUUUUCUGUUUUUUCAUCUGUCCGUUGAGGUGUUUGUUCUCUCAAGGCUGCACAGAGUGUCUCUGCCCUUUCUGGUCCUUCAGCCCUGGCACUGAGGGGCUUUGUGGGCACGCAAGCGUGUACGUGUGUCUGAGGAAAGGUGGCUGAGAAGAAACCCGCCGGUCUUGCGUUGAAGCCCGGUGGGAGUUGGGUGAGAUUUUCAUCCCCACGGACGUUAGGUUUAGCAUUGCACACUCUCCAAUAAGUAGGAGGUUCCCAGACCCAGGCAACGCAGGAGAUGGAGGUUGGUGUCAUUUGUCUCUUGCUGGCUAGAAUAUUUUCCCCUGUGCUCCUGGAGACUGACUGUAGCAGGCUAUUACAUCUCCAAGUCUCCCUUUAAUCACUUGAGAACUAGCACAUCGUAACUUUUCCAUCCUGACCUGGAAUCCUUUUCAUUGUUCAGAGAGAACAAGCUGUUCUGCAGAGAGCAAGCACAGAGAAUAACGCAGCCUUGCUGUGAGUGCUUCGAGCCAUUGUUGUCUCCGAGGGAUCCGCGAGGCAGCAGCUCAUCUGCAACCAGGAAGUUUCCCUCUUGCAGCCCCACAUGACAGCUCCUGCAGCACUGCUCUUAACUUCAACUGUUUGCUCCAGCCUCCUUUUUUUUCCCCUCUCCCUUUUUUUUUUCCAGCCCAUCUGCAAUAGUUUUGGCGAACCAGCAAAAUAAACGUCCCGGUUAACCUUCCUGCUUCCUGGUACCUGUACAUUUUUGCUGUGCCCAUGUUGCCUUGGAUGGUUGCUGUGCGCUGCAGCUACUUGAAGAUUUAAACAAAAAAGAGAUUAUUUUCUAAUAGAAAUCAAGGUUUAGAAGGGAAACUCUUGAGCUGAGCAGUGCAGCCAAAUGCUGUGUCAGGCUGUUCUGUCACAAACUAAUCAGAUCUCAGCUCAAAAUUGGUUCCAUGUCUCGCCUUCACUUUUGUUCUUGGGAGGCUAUUCCAGAAUUUCACUGCCUUUGAAUGGUUAGAAACGUUAUUUAAAUCUCUAGUUUGAAUUAAGUCGUGGCUGGUUCAUUCCUGGUUUGUUUUGGAGCCAACAUUGUCCUUUAACUUAAAUAGUUUCUGGUGUUUAUCCGCUGAUGUAUUUAUGGAGAGUAGUCAUAGCUCCUUAUUUUUGCCAAGCUAACUCAGCUAAGCUUCUUCAGUAGAAGGUUUUUAUUUAGUGAGAGCUGUUUAAUGUGGGAGACUUUAUUGUUGGUGGUAAGUGAUAUUUAUUAGAAGGGUGGGUAGCAAGCCCCAAAGGAUGGGAUCCAGAGAUUUACAAAAAAAUCUGGUUUAGGAACAAAAAAGCUCUUUCAGAACCUUUUCCAAAGAUGGUGUCUGAUUUCUACCUUUAAUUGCCUUUGCUUUUCCAGCUCUUUCUCUGGCCCCUCUUCCAGAGGCCGCUUUGCUCAACUGUUAGGGGAGGCUUUAUCAGGUCGGUGCUUCGUGAGAGCGGCCUCCUCUCGCCUGGCCAUACCUGCCUACGUGGCAGGUGCCUGUGCCCAGGCUGGCAUUGCUCCCCAGGCACAUGCCACAGCACUCCCAGCUGAGCCUGAGCAUCUGCUUCAGGAGGAGAUGACCUGCACCCCGAAGACAGCUGGGGCCCCACACUCCCAUCCAGGCCCUGCUCUCCCAUGCCCACCCCUCCCAGCCAGAGGAGCCCUCCCCAGAACACUGGGCAGCCGUGGUGUGGGCAGGUGGGAUGUCACCCAGAGCACCAGGGUCACACCAGGCUCCCGAAAUCUCUUGCUGUGUGGAAGCUCUGCUGCCAAUCAUGCUGUGGUUGGUGGCACGGGCUCCGCGCUGCCUCAGCCCCCGUGGGGCAGCAGAGCCCCUGGGGUUCACCCUGUGGAUGGCACCCCAGAAUGUGCCAGGGCAGUCCUAGUGCUGGAGGUGGCACAUCUGGGAGUCCUGUGGCCCCAGAGUUGUGUGUGUUUGAUGUUACCUUCAGAGAACAAAUACAGGUAGGUCAGUUUAGUCUGUAGUGUCUAUGUACAUGCAGGUUCAUUUAAGUACACAUAUAUACAGUUCAGAUAUGCCAUUGAUCCUUUAUUGCAUUGAGGUACAUUACAAAUGUACACUUGUACUAGCUACUUGCUAUAUGAAUAUGUUGGAAGUGUAAUUUGCCCAUUCAAGGUGAUUUUCUGUGGGGUUUUUGGUAUACACUUGAAGGCCUAUGGCUAACUGGAAGAGUGAUCCCUGCUCCAGCUACAGAAGUGCUGAAGGACUGUGUCCUUAAGAACUGGUCCCUUUUGAACCAUUUUCCCCUGCACAAGCUGAUUUUUUUUGCACUUGGAUUGUAUUUGGCCAGUUUUCCAGAAAAAUUGAAAAGGGGUUUUGUGAGCUAGAGGGAGAGCUUCCCGGUGUACACAGAAAAAGCAGCCUUGAGGGCUGGAAGCUGCUGAGGUUUCUGAGCUCUGUCUCUGUGCAUUCAGACAGGCCCAGCAGGAGUUUUCUUUCUUUUGGGUCAGAGGAACUUCUAACAAGUGGUUCCAUGCAGGCUCCCCUCAGACACAGCGACGGGGCUGGCAAGCCCCACUGCGCCAGGAGGGUAAGAGUUAGAGACUGAACAAUCACAAAGUAAUUGAGUUCACUUCUCAAUUCCUACAUCCCUUGUUAUCUGCAUUUUUAGUUGACUUGAAAUCUCCAUGAAAGCAUAAGCUGAAGAUUUUCUUUGAGGGUUUAGCUCUGUGGUCCUCAGUUUCCCUAUUGCUUUGUUUCCAAAGCUGGGAAGGAGGUGUCACCUCCAAACAGACUCAGGUUUUGGUGCAGGGCGUUAAAAUGUGUUUCCAUCCAAAACUAAAAGGAGUUUUUGAUGGUCCCAGCAGCAGCUCUCAUGGUGUCACGAGGAAGCACUGCCACAGUUCCUACAGUCUGUGAAUAUUUAUCAUCCCCUAGUCAAAGAUGACUAUCAUGGCUUGAAAGGAGGGCUGUGGGAGAGAAGUUGUGUCACCAGCAUCAGUAAGGAUGGCAAAUUAAACUCCUCAGAUCCUGUGUGUGAGCUUGGGCUCGACAGGCACAGUCGUACCCAUCAUUUUAACCCAUGUGAAUCUUGUUACUUGUGUCUCUGAGGCCCUUUAGAUCAAGGGCACAAUCAAUUGCUUGAUAACCCAAAGCCCUGGGUGGUGCUGACCCGGUGCUCUUGUGUGAUGUUCUCACGGUGCAAGGAACAGGGUUACUUCAUCCCUUAGCAGCAGGCCCUGCCAUUGCUAGACGUGGCUCUGUGUUUCAUUUGGGUACCUGAUUUCUCAGCUCCUUAAUUACCAUCCUGGAAAUCACUGUUUUAUGUGUAUGUUUUUCUUUAGCAGAACACUAAACAAACUGUGAUGUAGGGGUUCCUAUGUCCAGUUGCCUGUGAGCUGAGCAGUGCUGCACUGCUGGGCCCACAGCCAGGGUGAAGGCUGGGCAGAGGUGUUUGGCCUGAUGCUCAGCUCACAGCUCCAGCUGCACGUCCCCUUCCUGCCCCAGCCUUCCCUUGGGGACCACAUGAAGCCCUUGGCAAAAGCAGGAGGUGCUGGAAACUGUGAUGAGAAACCCUGUAGCCUCCCCCCAGCUGAGUGCAGCCCCUUCAAGGUUGACCACAGGUAGAAGUGUUCUUUUCUGCCUUCCCUGCAGCCCCUCUUAGACAUGUGGCAGAGGCACCCUGAUGGGAAGGUGAUGUUUGGAAGCUGGGUCACAGGGAAUUGGAAGAGAAAGAUGAUUUUCAGCACUUGGGUACACAUUAGAGAGUUAAUAUGAUACUGCACCUUCCCUCGAGGUUGAUGGUAUUUAAAAUGCUUGUACACCUGUCUCUCCUGCUGCCCAGAGAACUGUGGCUUCGCUCCCUCCAGCUCAGCAGCAGCCUGAUGUGGUUCUGUCGCUGCAGUGGCCGGGGCUGCUCGUUGGGCACAGAGCCAGCAGGGUAAGAUCAGGCGGUGCAGCCGAUGCAGGGAGGGGGAUGAGCCCCUUGUGAGCUGCACCUUUUGCUUUUUAGCAAGCCGAGUUUCUGCUGUCAGUUGCCCUGGCAGCACUCCCUGCCAGCGGUGCUGCACUGGCCUGGCACAGCACUAGAGCACAGUGAGAAGCCCUUACUGAAGCCCUGAUUGCUUUUGUUUGGGUUCUCUUUCCCUGUUCUUGCCGGUUGCAGUGCGGAGUUGCUCUGUUGGCUGACACGGCCCCAUUGUGACUAAAGCCACAUUUUCCCUGGGCUGACAGAGGGUGGCAGGAGGACUUUUGCCCACUGGUGCUAGUGAAGGUGGGAGGAACCCGUGGCAUAGAAAGCUUCUUGCUGAAGUUGCACUUUCUCUCUGCCCCGUCUGGCUCGUGGUGGUGUGAUGGGUACGUGGCUCCAUCCCCUUGCACACACUAACGUUGCACUAAAGAGAGACUUGGGGAACAGCGUGUUGAUCACUUUGUUUCUCACCAGCCCACAACAUCAGCCUGAUGGGGUCUCUUUCUCGUCGUUGUUUGUUUAAUUGUUGUUAUUUAGAAAUCAAGCUGGUGCUGAAUGACCUGGAAUUAGUUUGGUUUGUUGUUCUUUUUCCUUGCUUGGAUUUAUCCAAAAGAAACUGUAAUUGUAGCUGUACUGGGACCUUUCAUAAGGGUGGCCAUGCAGCGAGGGAGCAGGGCAAGGGCCCUGCUGUGGGAACUGUCUUUGUACCGGGGAGGUGUGGGGGGCUCUGGGGGGGGAUUAGUGGUGUGUUUUUCUUAAGACCACAAUUUCAGAUGGUCACCUUGGCAAUCGUGUGAGACAGGAACUAGUUUUUACUUUUGGUAAAGGUUUUAAAGAGAAAACAAAAGGAUAAGAAAGAGUGAAGCUGCCUGUGAGUGUGGGCUGUGGCUAUUACUAGGGCUAGGGUAGCUUGGACCUGCUAUGGACUUGACCUGCUCUCGUUGCGAGGGCAAGAACUCCCUGUAGCAACAAUGCCACUUCUGAGAAGUGAAUGGCAAGUUUCCCUUCCUUUUGUAUAUGUGGAUGUGAGGGUGGGCGAGGGGAAGAGCUUGCUUGUACAGUUUGUUGAAAUGAAACCAGACAUUUUUGGUUGUUCCUAAAUAAAGAGUGUAAAAGAU